Messenger RNA from Paramuricea clavata, 306 nucleotides. Lineage: Eukaryota; Metazoa; Cnidaria; Anthozoa; Malacalcyonacea; Plexauridae. The record is from the annotation of a GenBank genome assembly.
ACGGCAUCAACGCAAGAAGUCCUUUCUUGCAGGAUGACAAUAGUGGGCUGGAUGCACAGGCUAGAACUGGUUCGCAUGCGCACGGUCUUCACGCCCUGGCGGAUAUAUGUCUGAUGAAACAACGAGAAGAGCAAGUCCAAGAACCACAAUUGUCUUCGCAUGGCCAAAAUACUCAAGAAUCCAGCUUUAUGCAAACUCGCAAGGAGACGGAGCCCUUUCCAGAAGAGGUUUUAAGAACUCUUUGUCUCAUGCGCAAUUCAAGUGCAGACCUAAAGAGACUUCUUGCAAUUCCUACAGAAGAUCAAU